AUGCGCGCUUCCACUGUUGUCGCUCUCACCCUCGCCGCUUCUGCCUCGAUCCUCGCGCCCGCCCUCGCGCGGCCCGCUGCAACCAGCCGCAUCGGCUAUGAAGCGUCCAGAAUCGGUCACCCCGUGGACGGCGCCUUCCACGCCAACCGCGAUGAAGCGCUCGCCGCGCGGGCCCUCCAAUUCCCCAUGCCGGGCGAGCAGAGCCGCUGGAACGCCAUGUGGCAUCAUGGACGUGCCGAAGCCGCAUCCGACAGCGAGGCGAUCAGCUUUGGCAAGAUCAUCAAGGGAGCUUUGCACUUCCUUAAGCGCGAGGACGACAUGGUCGCGCGAGCCUUCGAGGACGAGCUGCUUGCCCGCGGCCACGAAGAGUACCACGAGAUGAACCAUGCACCAUCGACUUAUAACCAUGCCCAUACGUACGCGCAGCACUCUGCCCGUGCGUUCGACGAUGAGCUGUACGCACGCGCAGACGCCGCCGAAGGUAGCGAGGCGCUUAAUGUUGGCAAGCUUCUCAAGGGCGUCCUGCACUUCCUCAAGCGUGAGGACCCGAUGGUUGCGCGUGCAUUCGAGGAUGAGCUGCUUGCGCGGGGUCAUGAAGGCUUUCACGUGGGGUAUGAGCCAACUGGUCUCCACUAUGCAGGACAUCACGCUCGCGCAUUCGAUGACGAGCUCCUUGCCCGUGCAAAUGCCGCAGAGGGCAGCGAGGCUAUCAAUUUCGGCAAGAUCGUCAAGGGUGUCUUCCACUUCUUCAAGCGCGAGGACCCCAUGCUCGCAUGUACCUUCCCCAAGGCCGAGCCCAUAAACUACGCAGAUAGGAACAUCAUACCCACGAACUAUCUGUUGAAAGUUGCGCGGGAGUUCGAGGACGAGCUGAUGGCUCGCGCCGAUGGUGCAGAGCCGAAGGCCACGGAAGGCAGCGAGGCGUUGAACCUCAAGUGGCUCAAAUAG
Molecule: messenger RNA, 948 nt
Organism: Laetiporus sulphureus 93-53
Lineage: Eukaryota; Fungi; Basidiomycota; Agaricomycetes; Polyporales; Laetiporaceae
Exons: 2
Coding region: 1-948 (315 amino acids)
Source: RefSeq, a predicted model, not a curated record